AUGCACAGCCACGCGAGCUUGGCGUCGAUGAGUUCAGAUCGGAAGCGCAGACUGGUUGAGAAUAUAUCGAAGACAUAUCCAUUGAACAAGUUCAGAAGCGAAAUAAAAGGGAAUUUGUUUAAGGCUGCAGCCACUCCAAACAUCGGGUCGACUCGUGAUCAGCUUCCAGGCGACUGGGGCAAUUCAUUGGGAGUGCUGGCAAACCUAUUCCAGCAUGAGGUCGCUUCGGACUCGAACACACAAAGCAAUGGCAUAGAUGUACAAAAUACGAUGAACUUAGGCGCCGAGGAACUCGAAUCUAUCGACGAGGUGAUGAAAAAUGCCCAAGAAUUGCGUAGGCUGGGCAGAAAAUAUUUGAUCAGAUGUAAGAAGCCAUGGGAGAUUAAGUCGGGCCUAUAUGAGCUUGGCUGCCAGGCGUGGCACGUGGGCACGGCAAUUCUGUUUUUGAACCAGGACCACAAGGCGCAUAUGCUGCUGUCCUAUUCAAUGAGGAGGUGGACAGAUCAGCUUCUAGCAUUACUUAAACGGAUGCACCCUGAGCUCCAGAUCGUGGAGCGCAGGGGCUCUAUCAAAGUAACGAGUCGUGAGCCGUAUUCCGACCAACCAAGUACUGUAAAAAAGAAUGAGAGACGUGCUGAGAAGUCUAAACACAACUGGGCAGUUGCAGAUCCACGCUUACCAGACUAUUGCUUAAAUAUGUUCAGAUUGGCAUGGCAGCAGCUGUUGCGGCGGGGCAACGGGUCGACCAAAUGUUGCUCGACUGCCAGCUGUGAGGUAAAGUGGACAGUGGAUGUUGACAAAUGUGCCAAAACGAGCUGUGCGCUGGUCAAUCAGGCGGCAGAGCUACUGAACGAGGCAAAUAAAGAGAUCCGCGUCUUUGAAACCAAAGCGAAUAAUCAGGAUCUGGUCACAGUCACAGACCGUCAGGUCGAGGAGUUGCUGGUGAGCGGCUUGAGGCGAGAGUUUCCCGAGCAUGUCUACAUUGGGGAGGAGGGCACCUCCGACCACGCCACGGGACGCCAGCUGACCAAUCAGCCCACCUGGAUCAUAGACCCCAUUGAUGGCACCGUCAACUUUGUGCAUGGCUGUCCCUACAACUGCAUCUCCGUGGCCCUCUGGCUGAACAGGCAGCCAGAGCUCGCGGUAUGCUAUUGCCCCACACUGCAGCUCAAGCUGACAGCUCGUCGGAAGUGCGGCUGCUACUUGAAUGGCCGCCAGGUACGCACAAGCGGGCAGAGGGAGCUGCGGCGCUCACUGGUUCUCCACGAGAUGCACGCCUCCAAUAUGGGAGCCCAGCACAAGGACACGCUCUGGGCCAUGAGUGUCAACCUUUUUUGCAAGGCACAAACCCUACGCAGCACGGGCUCUGCUGUUAUGGAUCUGUGCCUGGUGGCUAUGGGCGCGGCCGAUGCCUACGUCGAGUUCUUGCCACAUUGCUGGGAUGUGGCAGCAGGCGCUCUGCUCGUGCGCGAAGCAGGCGGCGCAGUCAUGGAUCCAGCGGGAGGCGAGCUCGAUAUCAUGUCCAGGCGUGUCCUGGCCACUGCAACGCCCGAGCUGGGCUGCCAAAUGGUCCAGCUGCUGGCCGACAGCCAGAUAUAUCACAAACGAGAUGAUGAGCCUUAG
This is a messenger RNA of Drosophila mojavensis, 1623 nucleotides long. RefSeq names its product inositol monophosphatase 2. Gene Ontology annotation, molecular function: inositol monophosphate 1-phosphatase activity. Gene Ontology annotation, biological process: signal transduction; phosphatidylinositol phosphate biosynthetic process; inositol metabolic process. NCBI's taxonomy places the organism in Eukaryota, Metazoa, Arthropoda, Insecta, Diptera, Drosophilidae. The transcript has 6 exons. The coding region runs from base 1 to 1623 and encodes 540 amino acids. The record is from RefSeq and is a predicted model, not a curated record.